GACGUGAUGGAAGUCAACAUAGCGUCGCACUGUUUUUGCGGGCCUAAACGCGGGAGUCACCCUGGUCUCGGUGGUUUAUUCAAGUGUCAUCGUGGUGACGUCACGCCAGCGACCAACGCUUGUUAUAUCUGGCUGCUACAUUGAAUUGUUUUGAUUCUAUUGAGUUAGUCCUCGUCACUCUCAGCUGAGAGGAAACGGCGGUGUCUGUAAUUGAGGCCAGACUGUGCCCUAGGUUGAGCUGUAAAACAACGGAUGAACUUUGGGUCCGGCUUUAAAGACGGUGACGUCAUUCGAAAAUACUUUCUGACGAAUGCGAACACGCUUGUAUUUGGUUUUUAACGCCAGGUGAUGUUGUGAUAUAGGAACCAACGUGAGGAGUCAGAGUCAGCUACUUGUGUAACACUGGUGGAACAUUGAGUUUCUUUGUGUUGGCAACUACGUUUCCCACAAGCCCUCACCGCGCGAGGACUUCCGGGUGGAGUGGCUCCAUGACACAGUGGAUCAGGACAGGAAAACAGUCUUGUGUUCCGACACUUCCUUCUAGAAACGUCCACGACACUCUGACAUCGAAGUGGCCGACAGUGGCGAGAGUCUCCGGCCAGGAUGGAGGCAGUUCCCCGGAUGCCGAUGAUCUGGCUGGACUUGAAGGAGGCGGGAGAGUUCCACUUCAGUCCGUCCGUCCGGCAGUUCAUCUUGAAGAACUAUGGCGAGAACCCGGACAACUACAAUGAGCAGCUGAAGAAGCUGGAGACGCUGCGACAGAGUGCAGUCAACGUCACUCGGGACUUUGAAGGCUGCAGCACGUUGAGGAAGUACUUUGGGCAGCUGCAUUACCUGCAGAGUCGUGUUCCCAUGGGAACCAGCCAGGAGGCCUCUGUGCCCAUCACAUGGACAGAGAUCUUCUCUGGGAAGUCUGUAACUCACGACGACAUCAGCUAUGAACAAGCCUGCAUCCUGUACAACCUGGGGGCGCUGCACUCUAUGCUGGGAGCGAUGGACAACCGCGUUUCAGAGGAGGGCAUGAAGGUGUCGUGCACACACUUCCAGUGCUCGGCUGGAGCCUUCUCUUACCUGAGGGACCACUUCAGCCACAACUUCAGCGUUGACAUGAGCCACCAGAUUCUGAACCUCAACAUCAACCUCAUGCUGGGUCAGGCGCAGGAGUGCCUCCUGGAGAAGUCCAUGCUGGACAACAGGAAGAGCUUCCUGGUGGCGCGCAUCAGUGCUCAGGUAGUGGACUACUACAAAGACGCCUGUCGGGCCCUGGAGAACUCUGAGACGGCUUCCAUGCUUGGGAAGAUCCAGAAGGACUGGAAGAAACUAGUCCAGAUGAAGAUCUACUACUUUGCUGCCAUCGCACAUCUGCACAUGGGCAAACAGGCAGAGGAGCAGCAGAAGUACGGCGAGCGGCUGGCUUACCUGCAGAGCUCUCUGGACAAACUGACCGAAGCUGUCAAGCUGGCCAAGGGUCAGCCCGACAGUGUGCAGGAGGCCCUGAGGUUCACCAUGGACGUCGUCGGAGGAAAGUUCAACUCUGCCAAGAAGGACAAUGACUUCAUCUACCACGAGUCGGUUCCGUCGCUGGACAGCCUGGCGUCGGUCAAAGGUGCUCCUCUGGUCAAAGCCCUGCCUGUCAACCCCACUGACCCCAGUGUGACUGGGCCGGACCUGUUCUCCAAGCUGGUGCCCAUGGCUGCGCACGAAGCCUCCUCCUUGUACAGUGAGGAGAAAGCGAAGCUGCUGAGAGACGUCAUGUCCAAGAUCGACAGCAGGAACGACACGCUGGAGCAGUUCAUGGACUCUCUGGGUUUGGAGCCUGAGUCUGUGGAUAACUUGGACAUGUACAGUCACAUCCCGCCGGUGCUGAUGGAGAAGUGUGCUGCUCUGAGCGUGCGACCCGACACGGUGAAGAGCCUGAUCCAGUCCAUGCAGGUUCUGUCCGGCGUCUUCACCGACGUGGAAUCGUCUCUGAAGGAGAUCCGGGAUGUACUGGAAGCCGAUAUGGCCGGAGAGCAGGCCCUGCAGGAGGCUGGCGCUCCUGAAGAGGUUCACGCCUCGGCGCAGAGUUUGGCGCUGGCCGAGAUCCGUCGGGACUUGGAGAAGUACAUGGAGGCCCAUGAGAAGGCUAGUUUCACCAACACGGAGCUGCACCGAGCCAUGAACCUGCACAUAAGCAACCUGCGGCUGCUGGGAGGCCCUCUGGAGAGCCUGCAGGGGGCGCUGCCGCGACCCGAGCUCAGUGAAGAGGAAGUUGGCGGGCUGCAGAGCAUGAAGAGGAUCCUCGGGAAGGUUCAGGAGAUGAGGGACCAGAGGGCUUCUCUGGAGAAGCAGCUGCGUGACCUGAUCCAGCUGGACGACAUCACCUCCACCCUGGUGACCACGGAGCGAGCUGACAUGAAGCGAGUCUUCGAGGAGCAGCUGCACAAGUAUGAGCAGGUGAAGGUCUACAUCGACCAGAACCUGGCGGCUCAGGACAACAUCCUGAAAGCUCUGACGGAUGCCAACGUCCAGUAUGCCUCUGUGCGCAAACGCCUGACCCAGACUGAGCAGCAGUGGAACCUCAUGGUCCAGGGACUUGUGGGCUCCUAUGAAGCCUAUGAGGACCUGAUGAAGAAGUCUCAGGAGGGUAAAGAGUUCUAUGACGACCUGGAGGUCAAAGCUUCUCAUCUGCUGGAGAGAGCCAAGACUCUGUGUGAGACCCGGGCGGCGGAGAGGAAGCCAGUCUUGGAACGGGAGAACCAGAAGAAGGCUCCAGCCAGGCCAACAGCAGCCAAGCCCACCAUGAAGCCCAAGCCUUCGUCCGAUGCGGACUCCGCCUGCUCCAGUCUGGAGGAUCCAGAGCUGGCGCAGCUCAGUGCUGCCAUUCUGGCCCUGGGGGGCGACCUGCCAGAGGAGCUGCGCAGCCUUCCUCCAGACCUGCCCGCACGCCUGCCUGCUCCCGAGCCUUUCCUGCCUCCUAGUGCUCAUCUGGGUAGCAGCACUUCUUUGCCGUGGCCCCGGUUCCCAGCCAACCUUCCUCCCCCUGAGCUCCUGGCCCGGAUUGCUCAGUUUCCGCCUCCUGGAACGAUGCAGGGACCAUCUGGACCGUCCCCCCAGGUUCCACCUCACAUGGUUCCCGGUUAUCGAUUGCCUGCUUCUGCUCCAGCAGCCGUUAGACCAGCUACCACAAGUGUGGACACCAUCCAGGCCCCUGUCCCCAGCUUCGCCCCAACACCUCAACCGGUUCCCCCUGUGGUGUCCACCAGCUACGGUGUUCCCCCACAGGUGGGCCCCUAUCCCCAGUUUGUCCCUCAACCUGCGAUGCCUGUUCCUGGAGCAACCCAGGCUGUGUCCACUGGGACCCAGCUGCAGAGGCCGCUGCCACAGUACCCCGGUCCAGUUGGGGCCCAGGUGUCUCACCCUCCACCCCCGACUCAUCAGACCUACCCGCAGGUCUACAUCCCGCAGCACCCUGGUGGUCCUCCUCAGUUCCAACAGCAGUUCCCGGCACAUGUGCAGCCUUCGCUCCAAAACGGCUUCCAGGCUCGACUUCCCCACAGCUACCCGCCCCCCCCACAGGGCUAUGCCCCCCCGCAUAUGAUGCCCAGUUCCAUGCCGAGGCCAGCACAGACUGUUCACCCCCAGAUCCCCCCACAUGCUCAGCCGGUGCCGAGUGCUAGUCAGCCCUACCCCCAGAUGCCACCUGCAGUGCUGCACCAGCACAUGCUGCCACAUCAGCAUCAACAGAUGACAUUACCACCCAAUGCCCAGCAGGUGACGUCUCAUCCGCAGGUUCCAAUGCCACCGAGCAGACAGCCUGGCCCUCCCAUCUCGCAGACCCCGAGCAGCCGACCCGCUCUCUCUGCUGUGCACCAUCCCAUGCCUCCUGCCUCUCAGCCUCACAUGGUCCCUGCUCCUACCACCCACAUGCCCAGAGGUCCGAUGCCCCAAAUGCCACCAAACACUCUAGCCCCUCAGCACCAUCCCCACGCUGCCCCCUCACCAAUUUUGCCACAGAAGCCACUGCCGAUGCCGCUUCCUCAGGGCGGUGUGUGUUACCCAGGUGGGCUCCCCAUGAUGCCCCAGCAGCCGCAGACCUCGGUGCCCAUGGCGGUCCCCCACCAAGCCCCUCUGUAUCCACCGGCUCCAGGAGGAUCCCUGGUCCCACCUGCUCAGCAGCUGGUCCAGCCGUGUCCAGCUGGGCCGCCUGUUCCUGCAUCCCCUUCACCAUCCCCUGCACCCUCCCCAGGACCAGCUUCUCUGUGCCUCACCCCUCUACAGAGACCUCCCACCCCUGGUGGUCCAAUCCAGCCCACCCUUCCCUCGCCGUCCACCGUUCCCCCCUCUACUUCCCUCUUUCAGCGUCAGAACUCGAGCACGGACGACCUCCUCUCCUCAAGCCCGGAGUCCCAGGCAGGAGGCACUAAGACCCCCACCAAUGUGCUGCAGCCCACCAAAGCUGAUCCGCAGGAUGGGGAGAGGCGGAGGAAGAGCUCGCAGGGUGUUCUGGUGAUUGAGGGUGAUCCGUACCGAGCUCCCGAGCGUGUGGCCAGACUUCACGGGGAGCUGGAGCGUUUCAGGGCACGUGUGGAGUCGCUGGAGAGUCCGUCUGUGGAGGAGGGAGGUCUGUCCGUGCUGGACUCCUGCUGGAAAGAGCUGCAGGAGCAGCAGGAGAAGGAGGCGCGGCAGCUUUCCAUUGCCAUUGCGCGCUGCUACACCAUGAAGAACCGGCACCAGGAUGUGAUGCCGUAUGACAUCAACCGUGUGGUGCUGCAGUCGGGCAAGGAUGACUACAUCAACGCCAGUUAUGUGACAGACCUGUCGCCCUACUGCCCACAGAUCAUCGCCACCCAGGCACCACUCACAGGCACUGCUGCUGACUUCUGGCUGAUGGUUUACGAGCAGAAGGUCUCACUCGUGGUCAUGCUGGUGUCUGAGCAGGAGCUGGAGAAGGGCAAAGUCCUGCGCUACUUUCCUACUGAGCGCGGGCAACAGGUCUCGCAGGGUCUGAUCACACUCAGCCUGACCACACAGAAGACCACGCCCACUCACGUUGAACGCAUGAUCAGUCUGCAGUUCCGGGACCAGAGCUUGAAGCGCACCGUGGUCCACUUGCAGUUCACCUCGUGGCCCGAACUGGGACUUCCUGACAGCAAGAGCAACCUGCUGCACUUCAUCCAGGAGGUCCACGCUCACUACCUUCACCAGAGGCCGCUGCACACCCCGGUGGUGGUCCACUGCAGUUCUGGUGUGGGUCGCACUGGCGCCCUCUGUCUGCUGUAUGCUGCUCUGCAGGAGCUGGAGGCCGGGAACUGCAUCCCAGACCUCCCACACCUGGUGACGAAGAUGAGGAAGCAAAGGAAGAACAUGCUGCAGGAGAAGCUGCACCUUAAGUUUUGCUACGAGACCCUGCUGGAACAUGCAGAGCAGCUUCUCCAGCGACACGGCGUCACCACCGUCAGCAGGACCAACAGCACUGCUGUAGCCAAGUCUGUCUCCAGACAGGAGUCCCAGCAGGACCUGGUCCUUGGGGGUGACAUGCCCAUCAGCUCCAUACAAGCCACCAUUGCCAAACUCAGCAUUCGUCCCUCCAGUGCGUCCGACCUCGCGUCCGACACUGGUGCCCCCUGCAGCCUGGAGGACCCGGCCCUCGCUGCUCCACUGGACCUCACGUCCCUGUGUGACCUUGGCCCCUCUGCAGAAGCCCCCCCGCUGGCCUCACCUCCCCACUCUCCUCCUCCAAAUGGUCUUGAAGUGGCCACCUUCCAGCCCAACCUACAGCUGUCCACAGAAGGGGCACCUGACAGCUCCGUAGCUCCCUGCCCCAUGUCCCCUGUGCAGUCCUCGCUGGAGCUUCUUGCCUCGUUGACCCCAGAGGCUUUCUCCAUGGAGGGCGGGGGGAAGGGGAAGCAGCGGGUCACAAAGCAGAGUUUCCUGCAGCCGACCGAGGGUCAGGGUCUCCACAGCACGCGGGGUGAGACAACUGAUGACCCUCUGAGCAGCCUGGAUCCCCUGUGGAGCCUUGGCAAACACUAAGUGAUUCUUCACCACAGGGGGGGCAGCACAGUAGUACCUGAUCAUCUCCUGCUGCACUCUGGGAGUUUGAGUUGCCAUGAGGUGGCUGGCAGUGGAGCUGUACUCUUCACUCCCAGCAUGCAGUGCUCUCACUGCUGCUCCCAGUUUGUAGACCAUCAGGAGGGAACGGUUUGCUCCCUAACUUUGUAAAUAAUUAAAGCGGACAAUGACAAAGAAUCUUUAUUGAAAAUUCGUACAAAGUCUUGUUACAAAACAUUUCAGGAAUUCCACACGUUAGAGGCAGAGCUAGCCAGGGGACAGUGGUGAUGGGGGACGGGGGGGAGGACAUGGAAUGUCAACGGUUUGUUAAGAGCAAUUGAGCUUGGGCGCUACAUUCGUCGCUUACAUUCGUGUUCCAGGUCCGAACGGGUCGACGAGCAAUAGUGUAAACAGUGAGGUGGGUUCUGUGCCGAUGGCACAGACGCCGCCAGUCUCAACAGUAACAUGACUUAAUAAAUAACACACUUUGACGCAGACUUGCCCGUCGACAUGGCAGGUGACGUACAGGAAGAAGCUCCUGGGCCACAGUGAAAUCUCAAACUCGCCUGCAGGACUAAGCCCCACGGCUCACGCUUCAGAGACCAAACAGACUAAUAAAUAACCGCUUUUGUACAAAUAAGAAUUGUUUACAUUUCCACCAGUGACUCACUCACGCAGCAGCAGCAGGGAUGAGGGCAGGAGACGAUGGACAGUGUCUUGGAUCCUGGUCCUGGUGAGUCACAUGGUCCCAGCUAUGAGGCAGGAGCACCAGUUGGUUCUGUCCAGCUCCACAAGGCAGAAGGCUCGUCCUUCUAGGAAGCGAGUCUCAGUCCAGCUUCUCCAACACGGAGGGCACAUGGACCAGGCUCAGCUCGCUCCCGAAGUCGCAGACGAUGGCGGCGUUGUCCAGGACCAGCAGCUGCCGGACACCCUGACCGCUGCUGCUGG
Synchiropus splendidus (mandarinfish) is the source of this 6981-nucleotide messenger RNA. RefSeq names its product protein tyrosine phosphatase, non-receptor type 23, a (gene ptpn23a). The transcript is spliced from 24 exons. The record is from RefSeq and is a predicted model, not a curated record. Gene Ontology annotation, biological process: endocytic recycling; protein transport to vacuole involved in ubiquitin-dependent protein catabolic process via the multivesicular body sorting pathway; early endosome to late endosome transport. Lineage: Eukaryota; Metazoa; Chordata; Actinopteri; Syngnathiformes; Callionymidae. The coding region runs from base 604 to 6015 and encodes 1803 amino acids. Gene Ontology annotation, cellular component: endosome. Gene Ontology annotation, molecular function: protein tyrosine phosphatase activity; protein binding.